CAUUCCCCUUCCUGCGCAUUAACCUUCUUCCUUGUUCCAUUCCCCCCCCCCCUUUAAAUAAAUUUUGUAAAGCAACUAAUGAGGAAGUUGGCACGCCAAAGAUCAAAGCAGAGGUCUCUUAACAUCUCAGAUUUCUUUACGGGGAUGUUUUUGAUUGGCAGGAACAACGAACUGCUAGCGUGAUCGAAAACUUUGUGGGAAAGUGGUGUUUCCGUUGGGCAGCCAUUUUGUUCCCAGGCAGCCAUUUUGCCUUUCAAACGCAACGAUUGUAUCCCUGAUGUUGCAACCUGCCUUUGGCUACGCUUGUCACAGGUAACCUCUCAAACGGGGUAGAAUGUCUUCCAAAGAUACAUGCGGGAAACGCCAUCAUCCUGUGGCCAGCCUUUGCAGGAAGCUCCAAACUAUCAACAUGAUGGACCAAGCUUCGAAUCCUGCCUUGCAGAUUCCAAAAUUCCAAUCCAAAAACUUUGACAGUCCACAGAGUAACACAAAGAAGAACCUGGAGGAGAUCUUGAAGAAGAGGACAUUAAAAAACAGCAGUUCCAUGGACACCAACCUCUUUUUGCUAAGUCCUUCCAGUGACAACAUCUUCUCUCUGAGCCCUGGCACGGUGCAAACACCACGCCAUCGACGUAUUUCGGAUAUUCGCUCCGAGUCCUUUUCUCUGGGUGGCAAUAAAGAGAAGCUGAACAAAUCGUGGGUUUUUGUAAAUCAGAGAGGAAACGGUUCACCCCAUCUCAUUAAACAUGGAGAGUCAACCUUUGAUUAUGGCAACUCUAAUAUUGAGCCAAAGGUCCCAUCACCUCUGGAAAGCAACUAUUUCACAUCAAGUCCUGAUUUAUUUACCCAAGGACCAAAAUCCGUACAGCCCACUUUCCUUUCUCCUCCACCCAAAAGAUUUGG
Molecule: messenger RNA, 903 nt
Organism: Thamnophis sirtalis
Lineage: Eukaryota; Metazoa; Chordata; Lepidosauria; Squamata; Natricidae
Source: RefSeq, a predicted model, not a curated record